This is a messenger RNA of Caenorhabditis remanei, 1029 nucleotides long. RefSeq lists its product as uncharacterized. The coding region runs from base 1 to 1029 and encodes 342 amino acids. The record is from RefSeq and is a predicted model, not a curated record. NCBI's taxonomy places the organism in Eukaryota, Metazoa, Nematoda, Chromadorea, Rhabditida, Rhabditidae. Gene Ontology annotation, biological process: olfactory behavior; G protein-coupled receptor signaling pathway. The transcript is spliced from 4 exons. Gene Ontology annotation, molecular function: G protein-coupled olfactory receptor activity.
AUGCGACCGGAAACCUUCGAACUCCUCAAAACCAACACUCAAAUCGCUUCUGUAAUCUUGUCAGUACUAUUCAACUCUUUUCUAAUUAUCCUAAUCAUCACAAAAUCCGCCAAGAAAAUGGGAAACUAUCGUCAUCUUAUGGUGUUUUUCUGCUGCUGCUCUAUCAUGUUCUCAUCGAUGGAUAUCUUCGUGAGACCCGUGAUUCAUACUCAUAAAAGUGCAUUCUUUAUGAUUAUGGAUUUGAGGAAUAGGGAAUUGUCGAUGGAUUUCGCUGGUGUUAUGAUUUGCGCUAUGGCUGGCUGCUUCGGAGUCAUUAUCUACGGUAUUGCCAUCCACUUCAUCUAUCGAUAUUUCGCACUGGAAAGACACGGAAGGAUCAAGUAUUUCGAUAAGAAAUUUCUUCCCAUCUGGUUUUCGAUCCCAAUACUUGGAGGUGUCAGUUGGACCCUUGUCUCAUGGUUCCUGUUCCCAAUGGCGCCAGUGACAUCAGCGUAUAUCGGCCCCGCCAUCCGAGAAGCCUUCGACAUGGAUAUCAACCGCUCUGCAUACGCCGCUGCUCUCUUCUACCCGCUGGACGAAAAUGGUCAAAAACUUUUCAACGCGAAAUGUGGCAUCGGUCUCAUCUUAUACCUGUUAAUCAUGUCGAUCCCAUUCUGCAUCGUACUCUAUGUCGGUGUGAAAAGCGUGGGAAAAAUCAAACAAUUUCCAUCUUCAAAUUAUGGAAAAGGGUUGCAAGUGCAGCUACUCAAGGCAUUGAUUGCUCAGACAGUGAUCCCAGUUCUUCUGCUCUUCGUCCCAUUCGGUGUUCUAUUUCUCUGCCCAAUUUUCGAAAUAGACUGCAAGCCGUUGGCUACUGUAUUGACAUUUGUCUAUGCGAUAUACCCAGUUGUGGACCCGUUACCCAUAUUUUUCUUUGUUCAAAGUUAUCGGAAUGCUGUCUCAGAAAUAUUUGCUUGUUUCCACUGUCGGGGGAAGUCAAGAGUCCAUAUUGCUCCGGAAGAAGUUUCCAGAGAUGCAGAAUCUCAAUGA